Messenger RNA from Cimex lectularius (bed bug), 978 nucleotides. RefSeq lists its product as uncharacterized. The coding region runs from base 56 to 649 and encodes 197 amino acids. The record is from RefSeq and is a predicted model, not a curated record. NCBI's taxonomy places the organism in Eukaryota, Metazoa, Arthropoda, Insecta, Hemiptera, Cimicidae. The transcript has 4 exons. Gene Ontology annotation, biological process: intracellular signal transduction; cell surface receptor protein tyrosine kinase signaling pathway.
GAUGUCUGUCCCAGUAAAGUGUGAGACGACAAUGGUGAUGCCUCGCUGGCCGUGAAUGUGUUUCUACGUGCGCCUGAGCCGAGCCUUGGUGGGCAAUCUCCUCACCAGAAUCUGGUCCGAUCUCGUCGAUUCGAUCGCCAUGUGCAAAAGACGGUGCAUCUACAGGUGUGGAAUGGUCGUCUCUGGCUACGACGACGUCGGACCGACCAACGAGGAGAAUAUCAACAUGGAUUUCGACGUCGAUCAGUCUGAUUUGGCGAAUCAAAUUGAGGACAAACCUUGGUACCACAAGACUGAUAGAAGGAAAGCUCAAGAAAUGGUUUUUUCAGGUGGAAAUGGGUGUUUCCUUGUAAGACCAUCUUCAAAGCAUGCAUUGACUUUGACAUUGUGGUACAAUAAUAGAGCAUACAAUAUUCCUAUUAGAAAACGAGAAGAUCAGAAAAUAUCCCUAGGCAAUAGAAAACCUAAUGAAAAGUUUUUUGAAACUAUCGAAGACCUCAUUAUGUUUUAUCACAGUGAAGAACUGAUUUUGUUCAGCCGAGGGGAAAAGACCGGAAAAUGUGCCCUCAGGUGUUGUCCAGCGCAAGUGUCCAAAGUGCAAAGACAUGUCAUUAUCGAGCUCAUGCCUGAGUAUAUCAUACAUAUUUGAAAUGGUUUUAUAAACGAACUAUUUUUGUGUAAAUGACUACUCCAAAGAAUCUGGAAGUGUGUGAGAGUAAAAAACUUUGCAUUUCAUUUUAGGAGAUCAUAUUAUUUGUUUUAUGUUCUCUGCGAGUAAAUUUAAUUGUAAUAUAAAUUGCUAUCGUUUAAUUUUUUUAUGCUGUUAGUUUUAGAAAAAAUAAUUUAUAACAUUUAUUCAUAUUUAGUCAUUUUAAGUAGCCCUUAUAGAUUUCAUUGCAUUCUAUUUCUAGUUUUAAAUCUUUGUUAGUUAAAAAAAUCUUUAUAAAAGUAUUUUUUGAUUGUAAAAACUCUGUGAUA